Messenger RNA from Colletotrichum graminicola M1.001, 264 nucleotides. RefSeq lists its product as uncharacterized. Bases 1 to 264 code for a protein of 87 amino acids. The record is from RefSeq and is a predicted model, not a curated record. NCBI's taxonomy places the organism in Eukaryota, Fungi, Ascomycota, Sordariomycetes, Glomerellales, Glomerellaceae. The transcript has 2 exons.
AUGGCGGCCUUCAUCCUCAGGGCGGCGGCGCUAGCCUUCGUUAACGCCGUCAGCAACUGCAGCAGCAUCCACGCGAGCUACCUAUACCCGGCGCGCGACGGGCCGCAGUACAAGGCGGCGUUAGUGCACAACUGCGUCGCGUGCUUCGUGGCCGUCUGCGCGGUCAUGGCGCUAAGGGUUCGUGCUGGCCGGGCUGAAACGGAGGCUGGACCGGGGCGAUCGGUCGCUCAGGCGAUCCCUCGCAAGAUGGAACGAAUCAGGUAA